GAAAAGAUUAAGGAAGGCAGCUUUGUGGAGCAGUGAAAGGAAGAAGCUAUGGGCAGCAAGAACUUGAGCAGUCUUGUUUUGGAACUAAUCUUAGGGAUCAUGUGGCUCAAUGGGGUGCUUCUUAGCAAGGCCCAAGGGGAUGAUGGCAUGAUAAGAAUUUAUGACAAAAUUGAGGACGAUAGGAAACAUUUCGUUCUUGUACAUGGAGCAUGCCAUGGAGCUUGGAUUUGGUACAAGCUGAAGCCGAUGCUGGAGGCCGCCGGCCACAAGGUGACGACGAUGGACCUUGAAGCGUCCGGCAUCGACCUCCGGCGAAUAGAGCAAGUUUGUUCGGUGGACGCAUACUCCCGGCCGUUGUUGGAGAUCAUAGCGGCGCUGCCAAAAGGAGAGAAGGUGGUCCUGGUGGGAGACAGCAUGGGAGGCAUCAACGCCGCCGUCGCCAUGGAAAACUACCCCCACAAGAUCGCCGUCGCCGUUUUUUUGAAUGCCUUCAUUCCGGACACCAAGCACAAACCUUCUUAUGUUCUGGAAAUGUACUCCAAGGUGGUCGUCGAUUGGAAGGAUUGUAAGUUCUCCUGGUUUCUCUGCGGCGAGAAAAACAUAACGACAAUAAAGCUGGGCCCUCAGUUCUUGAAGCAAAAUCUCUAUCAACUCUCCUCUACUGAGGAUUUGGAGUUGGCAAAGGCGUUGACGAGGGUAGGGUCGUUUUUCCAAGCGGAUUUGGCAGUGCGGAGUAAGUUUACAAUGGAGCGUUAUGGAUCGGUUCCAAGGACUGCGAUAAUAAGCAAGCAGGACAAGGCGAUUCCAGCAGAGUUCCAGCGCUGGGAGAUAGAAAAUUUUGGAGUGCAGGAACAGUUUGAAGUUGAUUUUGGAGAUCACUUGCUAAUGCUAUCCAACCCAGAAGAACUGCUCCGCCAUCUCCAGCAUAUCGCCCGAAAAUAUGCUUAGUUCAAGUUUCAACGCGUGCAUGGAGACCUAAUGCUUCAUGCCUACCUCGCCAGAAGAAAUGCUCUGUUUUUACGCGUGUGGUGUUUUCGUUGUUGGCUUCUGUUUUGUUCUUGCUUUUUUUGUGCUUGGGUUUGUUUUGUGUGUGCGCUUUGGUAAAGGCAAAAUAAUUUUUUAUUUAUGUCAGUCAUCUGAGUCAUGGUAGGGGCUUAAUUAAUUUGUUGCGUAAUAGAUAGACAUCUUACUGGAAUUUUAUAUAUUAUGUGUGAUUUUCGUGAUCAAA
Messenger RNA from Malania oleifera, 1228 nucleotides. RefSeq names its product alpha-hydroxynitrile lyase-like. The record is from RefSeq and is a predicted model, not a curated record. NCBI's taxonomy places the organism in Eukaryota, Viridiplantae, Streptophyta, Magnoliopsida, Santalales, Ximeniaceae. Gene Ontology annotation, molecular function: methyl salicylate esterase activity; methyl jasmonate esterase activity; methyl indole-3-acetate esterase activity. The transcript is spliced from 4 exons. Gene Ontology annotation, biological process: salicylic acid metabolic process; jasmonic acid metabolic process. The coding region runs from base 49 to 948 and encodes 299 amino acids.